This is a messenger RNA of Tetrahymena thermophila SB210, 1782 nucleotides long. Its product is annotated as MFS transporter. Gene Ontology annotation, biological process: transmembrane transport. The record is from RefSeq and is a predicted model, not a curated record. The transcript has 2 exons. Gene Ontology annotation, molecular function: transmembrane transporter activity. NCBI's taxonomy places the organism in Eukaryota, Ciliophora, Oligohymenophorea, Hymenostomatida, Tetrahymenidae.
AUGUAGUAAUAGCAAAAUAGCAAUGAAAAGGAAUCUUUAAAUUAGCCAUUGAUAAAUCCUAAGGGUUCAAUAGGUUCUAAAUAUGAAAAUCCUCCUUUAAAGACUAUUUGUGGUUUCGAUGCGAAUUUAAUUGCCCUUUCUUCAAUGAACUUUUUUUAGAAUGCCGCUGUAUCUAUUAUUGUACCCUUCUUUCCACCAAUAGCUGAAAGCAUAGGUGUAUCUUCAACAAUGAUAGGUUUAAUCCUCGCUUUUAAUCCUAUAGGUAGUUUUUUAACUUCUUUAAUAGUGGGUUAGAUGAUGGGAAGACUAGGCAAAAAGAAUCUAAUGAUUUGGGGUUUAAUAUUUUAAUCACUAUCUAUUGCUUCGUUUGGUGCUCUAAGUAACUUAAAAAAUGAUAUUGCCUUUAUCAUUCUAUCUGCUUUUUCCAGGUUUAUUUAAGGAGCAGCUAGAUCUGCAUACGGAUCUUCGUCUUUUGGAUAUGUUCCUUAGCUCUGGCCAGAUUCGGUUUAGAAAAAGAUAAGUAUUAUGGAAACACUAACGGCACUUGGGACGAUUUUAGGACCGAUACUGGGUUAAGUAAUGUAUACUGGUCUAGGUAGCUAGAUGCCAUUUUAUAUUUUAAGCUUUCUCUUUCUCUGUUGCUUAUUCACUAUUAGAUGGCUUCCUCCAGAUAUGAAAUCUAAGAAAGAUCUUGAUAGGGUGUCAUCUUUGAAAUGCCUAGCUAACAGAUAUAUAUUUUUUACAUUUAUGACAUUGGUUGCAGGUUUAACUAACUAGUCUUACAUAAAUACAUUAUAUACAUAACAUAUGAAAGCCUUAGGUUUAAGUGAUGAUGUUUCUGGUUACGUUUAUCCUAUUGGUUCUAUUCUUUACAUUGGAUGCUUACAUGUUAUGCCAAGAGUCUCAAAAUAUAUUAAGAGAAAAUUAAUUUUAUCAGCAGGAGUUUUAAUGUGUGUAAUAGGUGUCGAAGUCAUUGCUCCUGAAAAAUAUUUAGGAUUGCCUUCUGGAGAAGGUCACUGGUAUAUUGUAACUAUCGGUCAGUGCUUAACUAACAUAGGUUUUGCGAUGGUAGUUUUACCCAUAAUCCCAGAAUUGAUUGAAUUAAUUUUAGAAAAAGAACUAAAAGAAAGAAAGAUUUAAGAGGCUGAUCCCAAGUUAACAAGAGCUUGUAGUGACAUGAGUUCAGGUAUUUUUAUGGCAGGUUAUUCCUUAGGAUUGUUCAUAGGACCCUUUACAUCUGGAAUUCUAUAUGAUGUAUUUGAUGGUAGUGAUAUAGAAAAGUUUAUGAACACCUCCAGAGUUAUCGCUGCAUUUGGAGUAGUUGUGUUAUUCCUUUAUUUUACUAUAGGUGGAGCACACAGAGGUCUUAAAAAGCUAAGAAAAUUAUCUAAAACUUCAUCAAGAAAACUAUAAGUUGGUAAAGAUGAUGAAGUUAUUUUAUAUUAAAAUAAAAAACAUAAAAACCAUCUAUAAAACUCAACAAAUUCAUAAAAUAAUAACUAAAGUGAAGUAAUAACAUCAUUAGAAGUAAAUAAAGAUCUACUAAACUGUUAAUAAAUUAAUGAAAAAAACCAACUUGAUAACCAUAAUAAUCAAACAUAAAAACUAUGUGACAAUAAUUAUGAGUAAUCAGAUAUACUUUUGUCUAAUUCAGAUGACUAUGAUCUAGAAUAAUAAAAUAAAGAUGAAAUUUACUCUCUUGGUAGAAAUACUGUUACUGAAGAAGUAGAUGGCAUUAAUUUUUACAUUAAAUAAGAUAAUAAAAAUCAAAGUGAAUCUUGA